AUGCCGCCGGGGGUGCCGCCCGCGGUCCCCGUCCUCGGCGUCAUCCCUCGCCGCGUCUUCGAGACGCGGCUGCGGGUUUUUUAUGCCGCGAAUCUCGCCAUCCGCGCGGUUCGCCGGCCCCGGGAUCGGCGCUUCGUCGUCAUCGCGGUCGUCAAUCGAAACCCGCGCUACAGCGUGGGGCUGCGGCUCAGUACGCUGCCCUUUGGCGGGCUGCCGGACGUCUUGAUCGUCCCCGGCGCCGAGCACGUCACGGCGCCGAUCCACCUCAGCGACAUCGCCGAGGCCGCCGAGGCGGCGACCCCCGACGGGGCGGCCGGGAAAUUUGUCUAUUUUAUCCCCUGGGCAGUCUGCGAAGUCCCGAAUUUGACCGGCCGGCUCGCGUUGGAUCUCGGGUUUGUCGAGCACGAGGGCCAGCUGACGGAGCCGUUGGAGGAGUGUGCGGUGGAGCUGCGGUUUCCGCCGCCGGCCGCGCCGAACUCCCCCGGCCUGUCCCCACAACGCGGCGACGGCGAGAUGGUGUAUGUUUUUGGCAGGACGUCGUCCAACGUCGGGCGAACCAGCUCGGCCCUAGGAAGUCCCAUUCCCGUCCGGGCAGAAGCCCAGGCACCCACCAGGGAUACCGCGGAAUCCCUUUUCCGGAAGUUAUCCUUGAAUCCUGAAGGCGAUGGCCCGAUCGCCUUAGCGCAACUACGACCGGCGCUUUCUUUAUCGCGAUCGCGCCUCAACUCGAUGGACUGCCCGGGAUUCGAAGCGGAGGUCUGCGAAUCGCAGAAUCUACCGAUGACGCUUCCCCAAAUGACGCCGGUCCUGCUGCAGGUGCGGGUUUGUGCGCCUUGGCGGCGCGCGAUUGCAUUGCGCGUGAAGCUGUGCUUGGAUUAUCACGCGGAUAUCGGGAUUCUGUCCGGCCCGGUGGACUCCACUACUCUCGUGGGCGAGCGAGGCCAACACGUCUAUGACGGCAAUUUUGAGCUUUUUAUGUUUAAAAUAGGCAAUCACAGCCUAUUCAUCACUUUAUCCGACGGUGCUGAGCGUGAGGUAACGUACUGCUUGAAGGUUAAUGUGGUUCACACUGAAAACAUUGGGAUUUAA
Messenger RNA from Phytomonas sp. Hart1, 1089 nucleotides. Lineage: Eukaryota; Euglenozoa; Kinetoplastea; Trypanosomatida; Trypanosomatidae. The record is from the annotation of a GenBank genome assembly.